Messenger RNA from Endocarpon pusillum Z07020, 1641 nucleotides. RefSeq lists its product as uncharacterized. Gene Ontology annotation, biological process: regulation of DNA-templated transcription. The coding region runs from base 1 to 1641 and encodes 546 amino acids. Lineage: Eukaryota; Fungi; Ascomycota; Eurotiomycetes; Verrucariales; Verrucariaceae. Gene Ontology annotation, molecular function: zinc ion binding; DNA-binding transcription factor activity, RNA polymerase II-specific; protein binding. The transcript is spliced from 4 exons. The record is from RefSeq and is a predicted model, not a curated record.
AUGGAGACAGUUGGCGGGACCAAGCGUCCAAUCGUACGGAACUAUGACAAGUGUGACGGGUGUCGGCAGAAGAGAAUCAAGUGCCUGCCCGAGGACCGCGAUUUUUCCAAAGGGGAGCGAUGCCUUGCCUGCGAGAAAAGAAAUGAGUCGUGCGGACCCAAUAAGCGUGCAACUAGGCCGUCACUCUCCCGCAGCCCUCAGCUCGAUGGCAGCUUCAAACCAGCAUAUCGCACACUUGUCCCUUCAAUCUCGCCAAACGUGUCUCCUCUCGAGAGAUAUUCAGAUCAGACAGACUCGCCGAAUCAACAUGACAUCUCUUCUCCUACAAGCAGGGCAAGGUCGAGUGUCUUCGGAUCCCUUCCGAGUGCGAACAGCUUCUCGAGUCCGCCAACGACAUCAACUCCCUCGACUCGUCCCUUCCCUUCCCCGACACUCAAUGAGAGCAUUAGAUCAAGCUUUGUCCAGCUCGGAGAGCUUCGCAUCCUUUUUAAAUGUUUCCAAGAUAGACGACAAGCUGUUAUUGAUCUCGUCUUGAGGAACGCCAAUACCGAUUCCAGUCGAAAGGUCAAGACCGCUUUGGACUUCAUCGCACACUGCAUAAAGCGAGAGUAUGGUGGUGUGCUAGGGCGUGUGCUUGGAGACCUCGAAGACUUGGAACCAUGCCAGACCGAGCUCUGGCUCGUUCGAGCUCUACAAGCCAUCGAAAACCUGACGGAUAUCACCAGAAGGCCAAGUUUUUUGGGGGACCCAGGUGAUGAUCCAAUACUCAAGAUGCACUCCGAGAUUUUGAACAAAUUGAUAUCCAUUCAUAAAGCUCAUGGGGAUCUGCCAGAAGCCGAGCGUCUCUUGGGUCAAUUGGCUGCUCUGCCAGGUGGAACAACAGUGCGUGCCGACCCUAAAAUAUCCGAACGUCUGGCCGAGUCACUCUUAAUGACCUCGGAUCGAAGCCGAGAGGUGUUUGGGAACCUAAAAAUACCCAAGGAAUAUACAGGUUCAUUACACUUCAAUGAAACGGGCCCAUUUCCACCUACUCACAGGGCUGUGCUCGAUCAUAUGCCUGAUGUCAUUCGUCACCUUUGCAAAACUCCACAACGCGUUCUAAAUGAGACCGAUAUUCUAAGGCGCAAUAUUGUCCACAUCGCCGCUGAGACGGCGAAUCUAGGCCUUUUAGACCUGAUCACUCAUCAAAGGCAACCACUCCUGAAAAGUCGCGAUCUCUAUCAGAAGACGCCGCUGUCCGUUGCAGCUUACUGCGGUCACCUUGGUUUCUUCGAACGCUUAGUGAACGACGGGGCAAACUUAGAAACAAGAAACGAGGACGGACGAACUCCACUUUGCAUUGCUAGUGGGGCAGGUCACCUCUCCAUUGUUGAAUUCCUUUUGGCGCGAGGCAUAUCACCUAACGACGACACACUACAAUGCUGGUCGCCGCUUCACGCUGCUGCUCAGGGAGGCCAUUACGAUAUUUGCAAGGCUCUUCUUGAACAUGGUGCUUGGGCCGAUUGGCUAUCGGAUUUCAGGACUGCUGCUCAAGUGUCGACCAAGAGCUGCGACCUCCGAAUAACCACGAUGCUCAAGGAGGCCGAGCAACACCCUAGAAACCAAUUUCCUCGACGCGAUAUCCGAGACAGUCUAUGCUGA